Acanthamoeba castellanii str. Neff is the source of this 1104-nucleotide messenger RNA. RefSeq lists its product as uncharacterized. The record is from RefSeq and is a predicted model, not a curated record. Bases 1 to 1104 code for a protein of 367 amino acids. The transcript has a single exon. NCBI's taxonomy places the organism in Eukaryota, Discosea, Longamoebia, Acanthamoebidae.
AUGGACCCAUUCUCCCUCGAUGACCAAUUCGAUCAGCAGCAGCAACACGAGUGGCAAGAGAACGACUGCCAGGAUCACUACUUUCAGAUCCUCGAGACCGACGGCAACACCUACUCUGAGGUGGCGCUGUUCUACCUCGGCGAUGGCAGUGCCGGUGCUCCCGUGCAGUUUGUCCACGGCGUGAGGAUCGAGUACAAUCCGGCUGCCAAGAAGGACGGUGGCCUCUGCUACAGGCCCAUCCAGCGCAACGAAGCCAAGGUGCCUCGUGAUCUUGCGCCCUACGGCAGGGUGCUCAGCGACUUUCUCGCAGGUCUCUCUCAGUGGCCACACGCGGACAUGGCUGGCACAAGCAAGGCGAAGAAGGCAAAGAACAACAACAACAAAAGGAGGAAGAAGAAGGCCUUUGAUGGCCCCGGCGUGCAGGACAUCGAAGCCAUGAUGUUGCCUGUCAACUGGAACGACGUGCCGACGGCGGUGGCAUGGUUGGCCGACAUGCUCUACAUGCCAGAGGCGUGGCGCGACCGCCGACUGAGGACGGCCACCGUGUCGGCCUGCGACCUGACCGAUGCGCUGGCCCAACUGUGGGCCUAUGUGCUGGCCAACACCGCGCAGCCCAUCUUUGCCAAGCCCAGUAGGGCCGACAAGAGGCAGCGUCAAAAGAAGCACGGUCGACCCGUGCUGGACGCCGCCCGCACCUGGCAGGAAGAGUGUGCCAAGAACAAGCCCCUGACGGCCGAGCGCACGGCCCGCCUGGUGCACGCUCUGCGCGUCCUCGGAGUGCCGGACGCAGAAGACCUGGCUGUGGCCAGUCCCGCCUUCCUGUGUGCCGCCGGCGCUGAAGCGGCCCUCGCUGGCGCCGUGCUCGACAAGUACCAUGUGGAGCCCUUCAAUGGGCCGCUCAGGACAUCCAUCCCUGUCGACGUCUUCCAGGCGUGGUCGGUCGCGAUGCAAGACCCCGCUGCCACCACCAGCCACCAGCGGGGGCUGCUCUACUUUACGGCCUUUACCAACGGCGUGCCGGUGACCGCCGAAGACGAAGCCGACAUCGAAAGGAUGGCCGCUCGACUGACGGCGAUCGUCUUGCAGGAACACAUCGACGAGUAG